Molecule: messenger RNA, 2328 nt
Organism: Cryptococcus amylolentus CBS 6039
Lineage: Eukaryota; Fungi; Basidiomycota; Tremellomycetes; Tremellales; Cryptococcaceae
Exons: 3
Coding region: 1-2328 (775 amino acids)
Biological process (GO): rRNA processing
Cellular component (GO): nucleus
Source: RefSeq, a predicted model, not a curated record
AUGGCGGAAGCGACUCCUGUCCUCCCCCUACUUUCUUCUCUCCCCCUCACACACCCCUCCCUCCUCCCCCUCCUCCAGUCCCACACCCCCCUGGCCCGACCCUCCACCCAAUCUCAAUCCCAGCUCACAAAGCUCCUCAACCGCCUCAACACCGUCCUCUUGUCCCGCGAUGAUUCUGCCGAAAAGCGAGCAGCAUGCGCGGUAGCAAAAGUUAUGGUGGAACAAGAUCAGGAAGGCUGGGUCCUGGCGGAAUGGGGUAAAGGCUGGGUUGGAGGGUGUCUUGGGUGGAUCGCGAGUACCUCGUCGUCUAUUGCGUCUAUCCCUCCUUACUUGGAGCUGUUGACGACGAUCGUGUUGACUGCUCCGCACUUUCCAUCGUUUGAGAGGCAGACUGUGCAUCCUAUUAUGGGCAAGCUUUCUGUUUCUUUGGGCAAGUUGCUGGAGAGGUCUUUGAGCGAGUCUCAGCCGGAAUGGGAUGUCAUUUGUACUAUACUCGAAUCUAUACAGAGCCUCGUAUUGCAAUCCCCCGCCAACUUCCGUCCCUCCACGCCCGCUUUCAAAACCAACCUCUUUGCUCUCCUCCUCAUGCUCCCCACCCCCACCUCCCCCUCCCCCUCUAUCCCCCCACAGAUCCGCCAACAAUCCGCAAAGCUGCUGGCCGCCCUUCAUGUCACAUCAGGCAAGGCCCAAAGCCCCGCGGCAUGGAUAGCGGACAUGAAGCAAGUCCUCGGUGGUCUGGGCAAGGCGCUCGGGGGGAUCACAUCAGAUGCCUGGGAAGAAGACCCCGUCACCGUACCGCCCCCUGCUUCUACGAGCACACCAGACCUACCCGCCGAUCCUCUCCAGCGACUCCCCAUCGCUCUGGACUGGCUCGAAGGCCUCACGCAGGCGACUCUGGAGAUGCUUUCGUUCCCUACGAGCCGACCGGUGGCUAUCCCUGUGGCUGGGCUCGUCAGCGCCGGCCUCAGAUGCCUGAGCUUGACUUUGGACACGCCCACAGUACCUUAUAUCAUGCCCCAGCACCACGCCUUCCUGAUCGCUUCUCUCCCCCGUAUCUGGGCUUCCGGCACCCAGCUGCUCGCGGCCGUCGCGCUUGCCACAGGCGACCACCUCUUCCCCCACCUCUCCAACAUCUUUGACCACUCUGUCUGGCUCUUGGAGCGUAUCCCCCAAAGCAUGUGCGAGUCGCGCACAUUGCUUUUGCGGUUCCACAGCCUGCUCUCGACGCUCUACCCUCCUUCACUCCUCCCAGUCGAAUACCCCACCCGUCUUUUGAGGUCAUGCCUUUCAAGCCUCUCGCCCCUACUCGGCGAUAAACGAGAUUCUGUGGCGGCUGCCAGCAAGAAUGAAUCUGGGGGCGGGAAGAGGGGGAAGAAGAGGGCUAGAGGGGCUGAAGAUGGUUUGGUCGGUGAUUUGGAGGGGAAAGGUCGUCGAGGUCUUUCCCACUCUGAGCUCGAGUGCAUCAUCUCUGCUCUUUUGCUCACUCCUCUUUUGCAUACUGCUUCUCUCCUCGCGCCUUCGCUUUUGACGCUUUCUGUCCGUCUGCAUCUCUCGAUCUAUCUCGGUCUGCCGUCAUUGCCAGCAUCGACGUUCCCCGAGGUCGGAGCGAGGGAGGAUGUAAGGGUUGUGACGAGAAGGGUGCUUGAGAAGGUAUUGAGUAUUGGAGAGGGAUGGAGUAAGGGAUACGAAAGUGUAAUUGUAUCGGUGCUUGACGCUGCAUCCCAACCCUCCAUGCGCCCAACACUCCACCCCAAACUCCCACCCAUGAUGCGCCACCAACCCGCCCUCUCCGAGCUGCAUUUCUUUGCGAAAGAGACGGACGAGGAGAAGAAGGUCCGGAAAGAGCUUGGGUUUGGGUUGGAAGGUGAGGUGGUGGAUGGGGAGGAGAUGGAGGAGGAUGAAGUGCCGGCGAAGAGGGUGGCGGCUGUUGCUCCGGUCGUACAGGCGCCUGUACAGGUAGCUGCCCAGCCUCAGUUCGCCCAGCCUGCGCCGGUGGUCGCGCCUGUUGUCAUUCAACAAACCCCUCCCGUAGCGCUACAAGCUCCCACCCCCGCCCCCGCCCCCAUCACACUCUCGCCCCAACCGCCCAUCCCCACCUUCCAACCUCCAACCCAGCCUGCCGAAUCAUUCAUCUCUUUCACCAACACCACCACCACCUCUUCUUCCACCGACCCCUCUGUAUCUGUAUCAACACAAACACAGAAGAAGGUGGUGGAGACGGUGACCGAGAGGAUGCAGGUGGAUGAUGAUGAUGAGGCGUUGCCGGAGAUGGAUAGUGGGAGUGAGGACGAGUUGGAGUUGGAUGAUGAUGAGGAGGAUGAUGAGUAG